This is a messenger RNA of Hipposideros armiger (great roundleaf bat), 2450 nucleotides long. RefSeq names its product VPS33B late endosome and lysosome associated (gene VPS33B). Bases 311 to 2164 code for a protein of 617 amino acids. The record is from RefSeq and is a predicted model, not a curated record. The transcript has 23 exons. Lineage: Eukaryota; Metazoa; Chordata; Mammalia; Chiroptera; Hipposideridae. Gene Ontology annotation, biological process: vesicle-mediated transport.
UCGGCUCUCCCGUCAGUAGGCGGGGUUCGCCGUGCAGCGCGAAGUCUGCGGGUGUGGACCAAAAUCCUGCUGACCCACGGACUGGAGCGGGAAGGGCCGGGUCGGCAUACGCUGGCGGCAGGCCUGAGACGGGGGUUCCCCGAGGCUGCCAGUGUCUGGCCGGGAGGUGGCUAUUCAUUCCUCCAACGCAGCGAGGGCCCCUUUGGGGGCUCCUUCGAGGUCUGUGCCCAGGCCUGGAGGAGAGCCACCAGGCUUCUCAUAGCGGAGGGCGGCCGCCUUCUUCCACGCCGCCGUGCAGGUGACCGCUGCCAUGGCUUUCCCCCAUCGGCCAGACGCCCCAGAGCUGCCUGACUUCUCCAUGCUCAAGAGGCUGGCCCGAGACCAGCUCAUCUAUCUUCUGGAGCAGCUCCCGGGAAAAAAGGACUUGUUCAUUGAGGCAGAUCUCAUGAGCCCUUUGGAUCGAAUCGCCAAUGUCUCCAUCCUAAAGCAACAUGAAGUAGACAAGCUGUACAAGGUGGAGAACAAGCCAGCUGUCAGCUCCAGUGAACAAUUGUGCUUCUUGGUCAGACCCCGCAUCAAGAAUAUGCGCUACAUUGCCAAUCUUGUCAAUGCUGACAAACUGGCCGGCCGAACUCGCAAAUACAAAGUGAUCUUCAGCCCUCAGAAGUUUUAUGCCUGUGAGAUGGUGCUUGAGGAAGAGGGGAUCUAUGGAGAUGUGAGCUGUGACGAGUGGGCCUUCUCUUUGCUACCUCUGGACGUGGAUCUGCUGAGCAUGGAACUGCCAGAAUUUUUCCGGGACUACUUCCUGGAAGGAGAUCAGCGUUGGAUCAACACUGUGGCUCAGGCCUUGCACCUUCUCAGCACUCUCUAUGGACCCUUUCCUAACUGCUACGGCAUUGGCAGGUGUGCCAAGAUGUCACAUGAAUUGUGGAGGAAACUGGAGGAGGAGGAGGAUGGCGAAGCCAAGGGCCGAAGGCCAGAAAUUGGACACAUCUUUCUCCUGGACAGAGACAUGGACUUUGUGACGGCACUUUGCUCCCAGGUGGUUUACGAGGGCCUGGUGGACGACACCUUCCGCAUCAAGUGUGGGAGCGUCGACUUUGGCCCAGAAGUCACGUCCUCUGACAAGAGCCUGAAGGUGCUGCUCAAUGCUGAGGACAAGGUGUUUAAUGAGAUUCGUAAUGAGCACUUCUCCAAUGUCUUUGGCUUUUUGAGCCAGAAAGCCCGGAACUUGCAGACCCAGUAUGACCGCCGGCGAGGCAUGGACAUCAAGCAGAUGAAGAACUUCGUUUCCCAGGAGCUCAAGGGCCUGAAGCAGGAGCACCGCCUGCUGAGCCUGCAUAUUGGGGCCUGUGAAUCCAUCAUGAAGAAGAAAACCAAGCAGGACUUCCAGGAGCUCAUCAAGACUGAGCAUGCACUGCUGGAGGGCUUCAACAUCCGGGAAAGCACCAGCUACAUUGAAGAGCACAUAGACCGGCAGGUGUCACCUAUAGAAAGCCUUCGCCUCAUGUGCCUUUUGUCCAUCACCGAGAAUGGUUUGAUCCCCAAGGAUUACCGAUCCCUGAAAACACAGUAUCUACAGAGCUACGGCCCUGAGCACCUGCUGACCUUCUCUAAUCUGCGGCGAGCGGGGCUCCUAACAGAGCAGGCUCCUGGGGACACCCUCACGGCUGUGGAGAGUAAAGUGAGCAAGCUGGUGACGGACAAGGCUGCAGGAAAGAUCACUGAUGCCUUCAGCUCUCUGGCCAAGAGGAGCAAUUUCCGUGCCAUCAGCAAGAAGCUGAAUUUGAUCCCACGUGUGGAUGGCGAGUAUGACCUGAAAGUGCCCCGCGACAUGGCGUACGUCUUCAGUGGAGCUUACGUGCCCCUCAGCUGCCGCGUCAUCGAGCAGGUGCUGGAGCGACGGAGCUGGCAGGGCCUGGACGAGGUGGUGCGGCUGCUCAACUGCAGUGAGCUGGCGUUCUCAGGCAUGACCAAGGAGGAAAAGGCCUCCAGCGAGUCACUGCGCCUCAUCUUGGUGGUGUUCCUGGGCGGUUGCACUUUCUCUGAGAUCUCAGCUCUGCGCUUCCUGGGCAGAGAGAAAGGGUACAGGUUCAUUUUUCUGACGACAGCAGUCACGAACAGCGCUCGCCUCUUGGAGGCCAUGAGUGAGGUGAAAGCCUGAAGUUUUCCCGGCCAGUGUUGAAGCCUCCACACGUUCCCCAAAAGGACGCAAGAGCGGGGCUCCCAGCUGCACAGUGUCCACCACCCACCCUGUGAAGCGCUGGGGAGCACGGAACUUGUUAGGGGUUUAGAGAGCACAUCCGGGGAGAGUUCGCUUCCUGCCCCCACAACAUUUCUCUUGUUUAUGAAGUACAGCCCAGGCUGGGAAGAUAACAGGGAGGAGGAGGAUCUUUUGCUAAAUCCUGUUUGAGUGUCAUUGUAAAUAAAGCCUCUACUCUCAAAUGUAA